GCAAUGAGCUACGGGCGCUGCGGAGGGUCAAAUCUCGCGCGGCGCGCUGAUGUGUGCGGAAGUGCCGCUGAUUCCGAUGCUAACAUCUGGAGCCGUUUUCUUGCCAAGAUCCCACGAGCGGAUCACAGAGAGGGAUCAACAGAGAUGGAGGGCAAUUUGACGCUGCAUUUGGCGAAUUUCAGCACUCUGUUCGUGUGCAUGGUGCUGAAGUUCCCGCAGAUCUUCGUGCUGAUGCGAGCCAGAGCCACUUCUGGAGUCAGUCUGAACAGUCUGCUGCUCGAGCUGCUCGGGUUUAUAGUGUUCAUGUCCUACCAGAUGUAUUAUGACUACCCACCGCUCACAUACCUGGAGUAUCCCAUCCUCAUUGCACAAGAUGUCAUUGUGCUCCUGUUAAUCCUGCACUACAACAGGAACAUGAAACACAGCCUCAUAUACGCAGCACUGUUCGUGGGUGGAUGGCAGCUGCUUACGGUACAGAAGUGGGUGAUUGAUCUGGCCAUGAGUUUGUGCACUUUCAUUAGUGCUGGCAGCAAACUGGCACAGCUUCAGUGUCUGUGGCGCUCAAAGGACUCCGGGCAGGUCAGCGCUCUCACCUGGGCUCUGGCCACAUAUACGUGCCUGGCACGGAUCUUCACCACCGUCAUCACCACCGGAGACACGCAAGUUCUCAUACGGUUUGUGGUCAUGAGCGUUCUGAACAUGUGGGUCACAGUCACUGUCGUCUACUACAAACCUCGUGCAGUGAAACAGGAUUAAGAGGAUGCAGCUUUCUGCAUACGGUUUAUCUCAUUGUUUGCUGUUGGAGUUUUGUUUUCUUUGUAGAACUAAACUAGAUUUAGGUCAGGUGCUAUUUGAGAGUAGCGCUUUCUAUAUUGCAAUUAAAACCAAAAAUCGUAUCAUAAUGCUCCGGUUUUCCCAGUUGACGUAUAUUAGACCAUUUUUAGCUAGUUUUACACUAUUUAUGGUCAGCUUAAAGUUUUCCACACGUUUAUUUAGCUUCUUUGCAAGCACUGGUAUUUUCUUCAGAACAUGCAGAUCUCUUAUGUAUUAGAAUGUGUGUCCGUGGGAUUAAAUCUCAUUUUCCCAUGAAGUAAAACGGAUACGAAUGUUGUAGACUCACAAAUGAUGAAUUGCAUUUGAUAUAAGUACAUAUCAGAAAUCGGACCAAAUAUGUGAUGCGUUAUAAAGCAGUAAAAACAUUCCUAUCCUUCACUGAUUCCAACACUUUCUUAUAAUUCCUGGUAGUUUUCUCGCCUGUAACUCUCUGCAUUUGUACAUGUUCAGAUAUACUGUUUUUAAAGUUGUUAUACUGUAACAAAUAUUUUUUUGAGCAAUUUUCAAGCUGAAGAGCUGUUAAAAUUGUUUAAUAUCAGGUUGCUGAACAGGCCGUUUACUGUAGUUCACGAAGGGGUGAUGUUUACAAUACGCUGAAAUAUGCACUAUUUUUAUACUAAGCUUCAUCUAUAUUGAUCUGUAUUAUACAUAAUGAACACGUGGUUAUCAUUAAUGCAAAACUAAUCAACUAUAGGACUCUGAAGUGUUCUAGUACAAGAUUAUAACUUGAAAAUAAAUGAUUUCAAUGACUAUUAGGUCUAAAGCACAACUGAAUGUUUUUGUGAGUACUUAAUAGAGGUUCCUUUGUAUUUUAUAAAUCAAUAAACAUUCCUUUUGUGUGACAAUGUG
Puntigrus tetrazona (Sumatra barb) is the source of this 1683-nucleotide messenger RNA. It is a transcript of the gene slc66a3, whose product is annotated as solute carrier family 66 member 3. The coding region runs from base 4 to 756 and encodes 250 amino acids. The transcript has 7 exons. The record is from RefSeq and is a predicted model, not a curated record. Lineage: Eukaryota; Metazoa; Chordata; Actinopteri; Cypriniformes; Cyprinidae.